UUCGUUAGCAGAUUGCCUUUAAUCAGAAGGUUUAAGGUUGGCUUGAAACAUUAAUCGAUGGAAAGACAUUGUUAAUAUAUAUAUAUAUCAGCAGCGCGUCCUCAAGGGGAUGGUGGUUGUGUUGUCAUGGUUUCGGAGUCAUGCUGGAUUUGGCGAUAAAUGGAAUUUGCCAGGUUUGAUACAGCAUCUACCCUUGUGUCUGAAUCCGCAGUAAAAGCGCACUUGGGGAUGGAGAAAGCGGUAGCCUAAAGGAGCGCAAUUAAUCACAUCAGUUGGGCUUCACUGUUCACUGUUAGUCAAAGAGGGACAUGCCUUUAAACAUGUCUGCAAAGGAAAGACUUAAAGGCAAGAUGACCAAAGACAGCGUUACAUUGCUGCCCUGCUUUUAUUUCGUGGAGCUCCCGAUUCUGGUGUCCUCAGUGGUCAGCUUGUAUUUCUUGGAGUUGACAGACAUAUUUAAACCAGUGCGGUCAGGCUACAGCUGCAAUGACCGCAGUCUCAGCAUGCCUUACAUUGAGCCCACAAAGGAGGUCAUCCCCUUCCUCAUGCUCUUUAGUUUGGCUUUUGCUGGGCCAGCGGCAACAAUUAUGAUUGGGGAAGGGAUCCUGUAUUGCUGUCUGGCCAGAAGAAAUCUCGGCAUCAAAACAGAGGCUAACAUAAAUGCUGCUGGCUGCAAUUUCAACUCUUAUAUCCGACGUGCUGUGAGGUUUGUGGGGGUUCAUGUGUUCGGCCUGUGCAUCACAGCACUCAUCACAGACAUUAUCCAGCUGUCCACAGGAUACCAUGCUCCCUACUUCCUCACUGUAUGCAAGCCCAACUACACCAGCCUCAACACUUCCUGUAACGAAAACUCUUUCAUUGUGGAUGACAUCUGCUCUGGGCCUGAUCCAGCGGCCAUCAACACUGGCAGGAAGUCCUUCCCAUCUCAGCAUGCCACUCUGGCAGCCUUUGCGGCUGUGUACAUCUCUAUGUACUUCAAUGCCACCCUGACUGACUCCUCCAAGCUCCUGAAGCCACUCCUGGUUUUCUCCUUCAUCAUCUGUGGCAUUAUCUGCGGCUUGACUCGCAUUAUUCAGUUCAAGAACCAUGCCGUGGAUGUCUACUGUGGCUUUCUCAUCGGAGGGGGCAUAGCCAUCUACCUGGGUCUGUAUGCAGUUGGGAACUUUAAACCUAGUGAAGACACAUCUCUGAAGACACAUCAACUCCAACUUCUACAGCAUCAGCAUCAGCAUCACCGGCAACCACAACCACCACAGCCUCCACCACAGCCCCAGCCAGUGGUGCCUCCACCUACCAUGCGGGAGCCACUGAGACCCCUACCUAAUCUUAACACAGAUCCACCGCGCUUACUACCACCUAAGAGUUUGAGCAUGCGGGAACGUCCCACUUCGGCGCGCUCGGAGAGCAUCCUGCUACGUGGACCCUCCCGAGAGCACAACUCUAUGUCGAGCUUGAAGAGGGCAAGCACGGAGUUGGAGUGCAUUACGCCACCCAGCCCACUCUGCAAAGAGAGCUUUGUGACGUUUAGCAACACCUUGCCUCGCAUACAUUCAAUCGGAGUUGAGGAACCUGUGCCUCGUCGCCAUGCUGCCAUCCAUGCCUCCAUGGACUCCACACGUUCCAAGCAGCUGCUCUCACAGUGGAAGAUCAAGAAUGAGAACCGUAAGAUGUCACUGCAAGUGAUGGAGGCUGAGGCCUGCCAGUCUCCCCAACGCAACAUGCAGCUCCGCUGUAGCUCUGAACCUUCUGCCGUGGGCUUGGAUGGUGAGCUAAUUGGUGGACCCCCUGGGCAAUACAUGAAGCUUGCCGCCAGUGCUGUGCCACUAGCCAAUCAUAAUAACACUGGUGGCCUGGCAGGUGGAGCUAGGGUAUCCAUCCAAUCACGGCCAGGCUCCUCCCAACUGGUACAUAUCCCUGAGGAGACGCAAGAUAAUGUGAGCUACUGCACUCAGGAGGACAGUGGGGAGGUGAAUGAUAGUGGGUGUGGGGGUGGGUCUGCACGCUCUAAAUGGCUGAAGGUGGCCGAGAAGAGCACAGUCUGCAGGAGUAACAGCCAACCACGUAUCAUGCAGGUCAUCGCUAUGUCCAAGCAGCAGGGUAUGCUGCAUGGUAGUCCUAAAAGUGAAGCCAGUACUGUGAGCUGUACCGGCUCCAUCCGUUACAAAGCCUUGAUGGAUCAGGAACCCAACGCUGGCAUUGUUAGAGUGGAGGCCCACCCUGAAAACAAGCCAGUGGUGAAACCACCAUCCACAGAUGGCAGUGGAUCCUGGAGGUGGAAACCACAGGAGCGCGGCAGCAUCCGGCAGUCCCUCGAGCUUAAUGACCUAAACCGAGACUCUGAAAGCUGUGAGUCGUUGAAAGAUGGUUACGGCUCCAUAGAUGGCAACCGGAGCCUACCUGACAUGAGCAACCCCCAUCAUCCCCAUUUUCACCAUCACCACCACCAACCAAGUAUCACCACCAUCCGAGUCACUCCAGUGGAAGGGAGCAGUGAAGCCACCUCUGAAACUCUCUCUUCCACCUCCAGUCGAGAUUCAACUCUACGCAGGAAAGGCAACAUCAUCCUGCUGCCUGACAGAGGGCCUAGUCCAGAUAAUGCCAGGAACUUGCCUCACUUUUUCAAACCUUCCCCAACACCUCCCCCCAUUUUGACUUACAAAGAGUAAAAGAAACCUCUUUCCCCACUGUUUCCAAGAGUUGCCUUGGUCUCUGAACUCUGAAGACUGGAGGCUCCAUUGGGGGUAUUGAGUCAUUCUGAAUAUCUCCAUUCCCUGACCACUAGACAAACCUGCACUCUCCAGAACAUGAAAGGCAGUGUUGUGCAUUUUGAAUCCACAUUGUGUAGGUCUUUUGUUACUAAAAUGUUUAAUAAGCACAAAAUAUUCAAUCUGAGUCCAUUUAGUAAAGGUGAUGGUGUAAUCUGCCUAUUUUGUUUUAAAUAGCAUUUGGAUUAAGUUUGUUAUCAGAUCCCUGUUGUCUGUUGUCUCAUGGCAAUGUGGGUGGCUUCAAAAAAACAUUUCAUAACACAACUUUGUAAAUUUUCUAUAUGUUCUAAACAUAAAUAUUUGUAUGUACCAUUCAGCCCAUUUCAUGGCAAUUUCAUUGGUUGUGGCUAAUAAUUGUUUUCACUAUCUUGAAAUGAAUUAAUUUAACCUGAUAUUCAAUCACACUCAUAGCUUUUAGAUGAACAGGAGAAUGUUAAUGUAAUGGAUGUUUACUGAGGGUUCUAUCAAUGGUGUAUUAACCAAAUGGAUGUUUUGUGUAGAGGGGCUUGUUUAACCAUGAAUGAGCUAUUUAAAUUCAAACAGCUGAAAGCGCUCUUUGCUGGCAUAGACACAAUGAAUUUAUAGAAACUCCAAUGCAGAGAACAAUACAUUCUUAAGACAUUAAUGUAAUAUUGCCUUUUGUUUUACAGAACUUGUUUCCACUCACCAGUGAGCACUAUUUUACUCAUAACUACUGAUUUGCAAGUCCCUAUAUGUUUUAUUAAGUGUGCUUUGAGCACAAUUAUAAUUGUGUUUUUAUGGCUCAUUGCUGUAUAUUAACAGUGAUGUAUUGUGAAUCGUAUUCACUGUUUUCCCCCAUUUUGCCUGACUGGUUGGGGUUAUAUAGCAGAGUUGCACCCUCCUCCUCAGUUUUAAAUGUGUUGGCAUAAACAAAUGACUCCAAACCACUGCACAUUGCAGAGAUGCACCUCACAAUAUACAGUAAGAGCAAUUGGAGGCCCCAAAGUGUAUUAGUGGGAACUCAUUGCUUGUUUUUUUUUUUUAAACAAUUUAAAAAUACUAAUAAUCACAUUCUUAGAGUGCCUCAAAAACUAUUAUUUGCUUAUUAGUUAGUGAUCCAUUACUUGUAUCUUUCAGUGACUGUGCAAAAAAUAGUACAGUUGCUGCAGUAAUGGUAUUAUGGUGCACAAAGGACAGAUGUCUUAAAUGAACAAAUGUCUAUUUUGCUUUAAAUAACCACUAUCGUUGCCAUCAAAUGGCACUGGACAAAUGGCACAGUCAUGAGUGCUCAUAAAAUAAGAGGUUUUAUUGAAAUACACAAAAUAGACAAGCAAUGUUAGGAUUUGUCCUGUGUAAAGUUUUUUAGCACAUUGUUUAUAUUCUUCUUAGGACCAUCAUGUAAUCUAAUUCUGUAAUGUAAUCUAAAUAAAUAUUGCCAAAAAAAAGAAUGUAUGAUCAACCCAGUCAUGGAUAGAUUUUGUUUAUUCAUUUAUUGUAUCAUUUACAUGAUUGGUUGGUUUCCUUUUUUUAUUUAUUAAACUUACUGUAGAUUUCAUUGAUAUACAGAAAUACAUAUUUUGAAGUUUGUGUUCUACAAGAGUGAAUCAGAACCAAUGCAUUUAAAAAUUUUAUAUACAGUAUGCUUGUAUAGUUCAAUUGUACCCCACAUAAUGGCGUUAACCCGUUGUUACAUAUGCAUGGUGAUAUAAUACUGUAUGUAUUGUAACUAAAGGGUUUGUUUUGUUUUGCUUUUAUUUUGUAUAUGAUGCCUUUAUUAGUGAUGGAUGGUACUUUGAUUUACACUGUAAUUCACUCUGCAGAAUCAAUUGAAUAAUCACGAAAUAUUUGUACCCUUGUAAAUAGGUAUUUGUAACUUUGCCAGCAAACUUGUGUGAUAGUGUACUGUAAAUAAGAGGAAAAGUAAUCAGUUAAGAUGCGAGAGAGAUCACUAGGUUAUUAUUUGAAUGUCGCAAAGACACUUGCUUUAUUAGUGCUCAAAACCAGAUAUGGAACAUGAGAGAAUUUUUUUUUCUUCUGUGGAACAUUUAAGACAUGUUGACAGAUAUUUGGAAAUUUUGCCUUGUGAGGUUUUGCUUAGCAGUGUAUUUUGACUG
Xyrauchen texanus (razorback sucker) is the source of this 4840-nucleotide messenger RNA. RefSeq names its product phospholipid phosphatase related 4a (gene plppr4a). NCBI's taxonomy places the organism in Eukaryota, Metazoa, Chordata, Actinopteri, Cypriniformes, Catostomidae. The transcript is spliced from 7 exons. The record is from RefSeq and is a predicted model, not a curated record. Gene Ontology annotation, biological process: signal transduction; phospholipid dephosphorylation; phospholipid metabolic process. The coding region runs from base 309 to 2666 and encodes 785 amino acids. Gene Ontology annotation, molecular function: phosphatidate phosphatase activity.